GUAAAAUAUAAUUGCUUUAACUAGUUUUAGUUACUUAUAACAACCAUGCAGAAAUAUGAGAAAUUAGAAAAAAUAGGCGAGGGAACAUACGGCACGGUAUUCAAAGCAAAAAACAAAGAAACUCAUGAAAUAGUCGCCCUGAAACGAGUAAGGUUAGACGACGAUGAUGAAGGAGUACCAUCGUCCGCACUGCGGGAAAUAUGCCUUUUGAAAGAGCUAAAGCACAAAAAUAUAGUUCGACUCUACGAUGUGCUGCAUAGUGAGAAGAAGUUGACACUAGUCUUUGAACAUUGUGAUCAGGAUUUAAAGAAAUAUUUUGAUAGUUUGAACGGAGAGAUCGAUCUUGAUGUAGUGAAAUCGUUUAUGUACCAGCUGUUGCGGGGAUUGGCCUUCUGUCACAGCCACAAUGUGCUUCACAGAGACCUGAAGCCUCAGAAUUUGUUAAUUAAUAAGAAUGGAGAACUGAAAUUGGCAGACUUUGGUUUAGCCAGAGCAUUUGGUAUUCCAGUGAAGUGUUACUCUGCGGAGGUGGUUACACUCUGGUAUAGGCCUCCUGAUGUGCUGUUUGGAGCUAAAUUGUACACAACCAGUAUUGACAUGUGGUCAGCAGGGUGUAUAUUUGCAGAGCUGGCUAAUUCUGGCAGGCCCCUGUUUCCUGGUUCAGAUGUUGAUGAUCAACUUAAGAGGAUCUUUAAAUUACUUGGUACCCCUAAUGAAGACACUUGGCCAGGAGUGACCCAGCUCCCUGACUACAAGCCCUCACCAGUGUAUCAGCCGAGCCUGGGAAUAGCCCAAGUAGUCCCCCGACUGCCAGCAAAGGGUCGGGACCUCUUGGCCCGCUUGCUCACCUGCAACCCGGCACUCAGGAUGCCUGCUGAUGAUGCCAUGGCCCAUGCUUACUUCCACGAUUUGAAUCCAUCAGUAAAGAAUGACAGAUGUUAACAAUCAAUACAUCCAUACAAAUGUACCUCUGAAUUAUUAGUUUCUUAUAAGAAUACAGAGGUACAAGAGUGUUGUGAUGAUGAAAAAAAUAAUUGAACAAUCAGACUGUAGUUGUGGGUAGUUCUGGUGUUAUAGUAAUAAAAAUGUGAUGCCAAAAGUCUUGUCCUACGACAGACAGAGCUAUUUAUUAGGUGUGGACAGGAAACUUAGUAAUGAUCUCAAUAAAAUAAUGAAAUUGAUGUUAGGAAUAUUUAAUAUAUAAAUUUGGAUUUUUACCAUCCUAAUAUAAACAUAGUAAUAAAAUAAAAAUACAAUUGACAGGUUAAAUAUAAAUUAAGAUUAAAGUUCAUCCUUUUGUAAUUCAUAUUAAAUUAAUGUUUUUGCAUUUACAUUCAAAUAUUCUGAACAAUGGGGUAUCUAAUAUUAAAUAUUGCUAAUUUUGUACUUUAAUUUUGUGUCACCAUAAUAUUUUUUACAACAGUAGUUUGUAAGGCUAAUUAGGGUCUUAAAUUGACAUUAGACUUCAUCAAUAUUUGUAAAUAUUAAUCUGUUUGUAAUAUUUUGACUGAUAUUCCUUUGAAUGUACUUUUACUGAACUAAAUCUAACAUUUAUCUUAAUUGUUAAAUACAAAUUAGUGUAAUAAACAUUUUGUAACAUAUGAUACAAAUUCCA
Cydia amplana is the source of this 1615-nucleotide messenger RNA. RefSeq names its product cyclin-dependent-like kinase 5 (gene Cdk5). Gene Ontology annotation, cellular component: nucleus; cytoplasm. Gene Ontology annotation, biological process: neuron apoptotic process; axonogenesis; protein phosphorylation. Gene Ontology annotation, molecular function: ATP binding; cyclin-dependent protein serine/threonine kinase activity. The record is from RefSeq and is a predicted model, not a curated record. The transcript has 2 exons. Lineage: Eukaryota; Metazoa; Arthropoda; Insecta; Lepidoptera; Tortricidae. The coding region runs from base 46 to 942 and encodes 298 amino acids.